This is a messenger RNA of Octopus bimaculoides (California two-spot octopus), 1127 nucleotides long. Its product is annotated as protein CWC15 homolog B. Gene Ontology annotation, molecular function: RNA binding. Gene Ontology annotation, biological process: mRNA cis splicing, via spliceosome. Gene Ontology annotation, cellular component: catalytic step 2 spliceosome. The record is from RefSeq and is a predicted model, not a curated record. NCBI's taxonomy places the organism in Eukaryota, Metazoa, Mollusca, Cephalopoda, Octopoda, Octopodidae.
CCGGAAGUCUAUACUAUAUUACCAAAGACAACACAUUUCGUGUAUUUGUGUUGAAACAUCUUUUAUUUUGGCUACAAACGUUUUUGAUUUCACUUUAUUGACCUGGGGUGAAACGUAAAAAAGAAUGACAACUGCUGCCCGGCCAACAUUUGAACCGGCUCGAGGUGGCCGUGGGAAAGGAGACAAUGACCUCAGUUCUUUGUCCAAGCAAUACUCCAGCCGAGAUCUACCUUCCCAUAACAAGUUAAAAUACAGACAAGAUGGUCAAGGAUCUAUCGAGGAACUGAGAAACCGUGACUUCCGUAAAGACUUGGAAGACCGUGAACGGGCAGCCAGGGAGAAAAAAGACAGAGGCAGAGGUAUCGGAUGUUCUUUCAUUUUAACGUUUUUUUUUUUCUUUCCCCCAUUUUUUAUUCAUCAGGAUGAAGAAUCUGACAGUGAAGAUGAUGAUGACACAAUGGAAUUGAUGGAAGAACUCAAGAAAAUUAAGAAAGAAAGAUUAGCAGAAGCUGCCAAACUGGAAGCUGAAAGGAAAGUAGAAGAAGAAAGAAUUCGUAAAGAAAAUAUUUUGAAAGGCAAUCCAUUACUGAACCAAGAAAAAAUAGAUUUCAAAGUGAAAAGACGGUGGGAUGAUGAUGUGGUGUUCAAAAACUGUGCCAAAGGAGGGGACGACAGGAAAGGUCGAGGUUUCAUUAACGAUACACUUCGCUCAGAGUUUCACAAAAAAUUCAUGGAAAAAUAUGUGAAAUAAGGAGACGGAACUUUCAAAAUGAUAAUUAUAAAAACAGGACAGAUGUCAAAAGUUAGAAAUAAGAGUCAGUGGGGAGAUUUUUAUCAUUGUUAUAUCAUGCUUAUGUCAUCAUUCAUAACUUCCCUUUUUUUUUUCCUUUUUUUUUUUUCCACUGUUGGGAUUUUAACACUAUAGAGAAGCUGUCAGUCUAUGGAAUAUUAUCAUAUUCCUCUUAGUCCCUUGUUGGUGUCAUAUCUGGAAUUUAAAAAAAAAUAAAUAAAUAAAUAAUUCAUGGAGGUUCAUGCAGAAUGGUGAGAAUCCAAAUAGUAAUGUUUCUUUUCAAUCUUAAUAAGUUCUGGCAGGUUUCACCUGGAUAUCUGGUCGCUGUUGUUUUCCA